Molecule: messenger RNA, 3833 nt
Organism: Capra hircus (goat)
Lineage: Eukaryota; Metazoa; Chordata; Mammalia; Artiodactyla; Bovidae
Gene: TMEM132C
Product: transmembrane protein 132C
Exons: 9
Coding region: 54-3359 (1101 amino acids)
Source: RefSeq, a predicted model, not a curated record
CGGGCGCUGCGCCCCGGGCGGGCGGCGGGCGGCCUGAGCUGCCGGGACGCAGGAUGCGCUCCGAGGGCGCGGCCCCCGGGCCGGUGGCGCCACUGUGUGGGGCGCUGAGCCUGGUGUUGGGCGCGCUGCUGGGCAGAGUGAUCGAGGGCCGUGGGCUCACAGACAACAUCCAGCGAUUUUCCUCGCUGCCCCCUUAUCUGCCUGUGACCUACCAGGUGCUCAGAGCUGAGACGUCCUUCUUCCUGAAGGAAACCAACCAGGACUUGACACGCAACUCCAGCCUGCAGUCCCGGGUCGAGUCCUUCUUCCCCUACAAAGCCAGACAGCUGCCAAUCUUAAAUGCCAGCUAUGGGCCUUUCUCGGUGGAAAAGUUCGUGCCCCUGGAUUUGAUGUCGGCUUCCAACUUUUUAGGUCCCACCGACAAAGUGAGUUUCAACUGGAAGCUGAAGGCGCACAUCCUGCGGGACAAGAUCUACCUGAGCCGGCCCCGCGUGCAGGUGCUCUUCAACCUGGUGGGCCGGGACUGGGAUGACCCUGGCCCUGCGCAGAGCCUGCCCUGCCUGCGGGUGUUCGCCUUCCGGGAGACCCGGGAGGUGCGGGGCAGCUGCCGGCUUCGCGGGGCCCUGGGGCUGUGCGUGGCACAGCUGGAGCUCCCAGCCAGCUGGUUUGGCACCCCCAUCGUGGUGGCCGGGAGGAAGAAGGUGCCGGAGCCUCCUGAGGGCAGCCCUGUAGAGCUCUACUACGCCGUGCAGCCUGGGGAUGAGCGUGGAGACUGUUCUGGGGGUGACGUCCGCAAGGGCAAUGCCAUCCGCCCUGGCAAGGAUGGACUGCAGGAGAGCACGUCCCACCUGCAGAGAAUCGGCGCCGUGGGCCUCUACCGCGCUCAGGACAGCGCCCAGCUCAGCGAGCUGCGUCUAGACGGCAACGUGGCCAUCUGGCUGCCCUCCAGGCCUGUCAAGCAGGGAGAUGUGGUCACUGCCUAUGUCACCGUGGCCAGCAAUUCCACCGUGGACUUCUUCAUCUUGAGAGCCAAGGUGAAGAAGGGGGUGAACAUCCUGAGCACACGGACCAGUGAGCCUCGGCAGUGGGACGUCAAGCAGGAGAUGGGGAACGGAGGCAAACACGCCACCACCGCCGUGGUGUGCCAGCGACUGGCACCAGGCAUGCGCAACAGAAGCAGCAGUUUCUUCAGUGAGGUUGUGCAGAUGAACUUUGAGAUCGCCAGCUUCAGCAGCCUCUCGGGGAGCCAGCCCAUCACCUGGCAGGUGGAAUACCCACGGAGGGGGACCACGGACAUCGCAGUGUCAGAGAUCUUCAUCAGCCAGAAGGACCUGGUUGGCAUCGUGCCCUUGGCCAUGGACACUGAGAUCCUGAACACCGCCAUCCUCACGGGAAAGACAGUUGCCAUGCCCAUCAAGGUGGUCACCGUGGAAGAGAACAGUAUCGUGACAGAUAUCUCGGAGUCCGUGGAAUGCAAGUCCACCGAUGAGGAGGUCAUCAAAGUGUCCGACCAUUGUGACUAUGUCUUUGUCAAUGGCAAAGAGAUGAAAGGCAAGGUGGAUGUGGUGGUGAACUUCACAUACCAGCACCUAAGUGCCCCCCUGCACGUCACCGUAUGGGUGCCCCGACUGCCCCUGCAGAUCGAGGUCUCUGACACGGAGCUGAGCCAGAUUAAAGGCUGGAGGGUGCCCAUCGUGGCCAGCAAGAGGCCCACACGAGACAGCGAGGAUGAGGACGAGGAGGAGCGGCGGGGCCGGGGCUGUGCCCUCCAGUACCAGCACGCCAUGGUGCGGGUCCUCACCCAGUUUGUGUCCGAAGGGGCUGGCCCCUGGGGCCAGCCGAGCCACCUGCUCAGUCCCGACUGGCAGUUCGACAUCACCCACCUGGUUGCCGACUUCAUGAAGCUGGAGGAACCGCAUGUGGCCACUCUCCAAGACAGCAGGAUCCUGGUCGGGCGGGAGGUUGGCAUGACAACCAUCCAGGUGCUGUCCCCUCUGUCUGACUCCAUCCUGGCUGAGAAGACCGUCACUGUGUUGGAUGACAAAGUCGCGGUGUCAGACCUGGCCAUCCAGCUUGUGGCUGGGCUGUCUGUCGCCCUCCAUCCCAGCACGGAGAACAGCAGGGCUGUCACGGCUGUGGCCACAGCUGAGGAGCUACUGCGGGCCCCUAAACAGGAAGCUGUGGUCAGCACUUGGCUCCAGUUCAGCGAUGGCUCCGUGACGCCCCUGGACAUCUACGACACCAAGGACUUCACCCUGACGGCCACCUCCCUGGACGAGGCCGUUGUGUCCGUCCCCCAGCCCCGCUCGCCCAGGUGGCCCACUGUGAUGGCCGAAGGUGAAGGCCAGGGACCCCUGGUUCGCGUGGACCUGACCAUCGCAGAGGCCUGCCAAAAAUCCAAACGCAAGAGCGUCCUGGCGGUCGGCGUGGGGAGCGUCAGGGUCAAGUUCGGGCAGAACGACGCCAACUCCAGCCCAGGUGUGGACUACGAGGAGGCUGAGAUCAAGAACCACGCCAGCGACCGGCGCCAGAAGGCCCAGGAAGGACCCUUCUACGGCAGCUCCUCCGCGGAACGCGAGGAAGGGGUCCUCCGGAGGGGCAACCCCACGGCCAAGUCACUGCUGGACAACAAGGUGGGCAAGAACAGCCGGCUGGACGGGGGCCGGCUGGCGGGUGAGGGCCAGCUGCAGACCAUCCCCAUCGACUUCGCCAACUUCCCUGCGCAGGUGGACCUGCCCCAGGCGGGGGGCGGGCGCGGGGCCGGCGACCUGGUGCAGACUCCCCGCGGCCUGAGCGAUCUGGAGAUCGGCAUGUAUGCCCUCCUGGGGGUCUUCUGCCUGGCGAUCCUCGUCUUCCUCAUCAACUGCGCCACCUUCGCCCUCAAGUACAGGCACAAGCAGGUGCCCCUGGAAGGCCAGGCCUCCGUGACCCACUCGCAUGACUGGGUGUGGCUGGGCAAUGAGGCAGAGCUCCUGGAGAACGUGGGCGAUGGCUCUCCGCCGCAGGACGAGCACACGACCAUCAUAGACCGCGGGCCUGGGGGCUUCGAGGAGAGCAACCGCCUCCUGCUCAACGGAGGUUCCCAAAAGCAGGGGCAGAGCCAGAUCCCCAGGCCGGCCGACUCGGGGGUCAAACAGGGCAGGGACCAGAAACACGAGCCCCUGCACUCGCCCACCUCCAAGAGGAAAAAGGUGAAAUUCACCACCUUCACCACCAUCCCCGCCGACGACGGCUGCCCCACCGUCAACUCCAUCCUGGGUGGGACGGAGGAGGACAUCAAAUGGGUGUGCCAGGAUGUGGGCGUGGGUGCCCCCAAAGAACUCAGAGACUAUCUGGAGAAGUUCAAGGACAAAGUGUAGGCCCCUCUGGUCGAAGGACCAGCGCCUGGACGCCCUCCUUCAGCUCCACGGUAGAACUGGGACUCAACAGAGACUCUUUGGGCCCCAUUUUCGAAACUAUUCAUAGUUGGAAGUUCUGAAGCCGGGAAGGGACAGUUUUGUGAUCAGAGGUCGAUGAUGGCAGACCUUUCAAGUCGGCAGAAAAACACUCUGGGAACGGAGCUGAUGGAGACAUUUUAACUGUGCAAGGCCAAAUUAGGAAGGUUAUUUUAUGAGUCAAAAUAUAACCCAGUCAAGCUACCAAAAAGUAUUUGUUAAAAAAAAAAAAGCAAAAAAAAAAAAAAAAGACAAAUAAAAAGAGACAGAAGUAAUCAUCUGUUUAUAUUUCUAAUAAAGGAUCAAAAAUAUAAAACUAGGGCCUGCUUAGAGACAUUUUCCAUUUUAAUUCAAUUUUCUUUUUCCAAGGACAGCCUUUGACUGUCACCCUGGGCUUGG